This is a messenger RNA of Pyrus x bretschneideri (Chinese white pear), 2843 nucleotides long. RefSeq lists its product as uncharacterized. Gene Ontology annotation, molecular function: fluoride transmembrane transporter activity. The transcript is spliced from 7 exons. The record is from RefSeq and is a predicted model, not a curated record. Gene Ontology annotation, biological process: fluoride transmembrane transport. NCBI's taxonomy places the organism in Eukaryota, Viridiplantae, Streptophyta, Magnoliopsida, Rosales, Rosaceae. Gene Ontology annotation, cellular component: membrane. The coding region runs from base 1096 to 2481 and encodes 461 amino acids.
CCAAGUUCUCUGAGUUUUGACGUUUUCUUCUCGUUUUUAUUUUAAGCUCGUAUUAAUUUUACUUCAAUGCGUCUAUCUUGCACCGUAAACUUGUGUUAUUAGAAUAUGAGAUUGUUUUAUAAUGGUUUCUGAAAUGUUUCUUGCUGAUUGGUUUGUGCAUAAUUUAACCGUUCACAACCAAUGAAAAUGUAAUCUUUUUGCUUUUCUGGUUUGUUAUGUUUUGGGUUCUUUAGUGGAGGACACGUCCUUUGAGAAAUGAGAUUUGAGUGCUUAUUACACAGUUACUGCUUCUAAUUUGAUGUUAUGAAACAACUUUUUAUUGGGUCCCAACUUGUUCAAUUUGCUACCUAGUAGUAAUAAAUCAAAAUGAUUUAGUCCCUUUUGGACCUUAGUUAUAACCAGAUGUCACUGUGUCUGGAUCCUAAAUUCAUCAGGCGCUGCUAUUGGGAUAGUUGAAAUCCAUGACAAUGUUAGACCGGGCUGGGAUUUUGUGAUGAUUUGUCUCUUUUUUUUUGAGAAACAUUCUGUGAUUUGUUUGGCACUGAAAUUUACUUUAUGAUUCAUUUAGAUGACGGGCCCUUGCAUUUGCUUGAGCAAUUAUUUUUUUUUUCUGUGGUUAAACAAAAUUCCGCAGUGUAACAGUACUCUUUUGUUGACGAAAAGCUAAGUCUAAUCGCGUUAUUCUAUCUUCUUAAUUGAUGACAGUAGAAAAAUAAAGCGUACCUCCUCUCGUUAGAAGAAUCAGUGACAUCAUUUAUAAUCCUAUAAUCUUAAUACGUAACGUAAUAAAUAUUAUCUGAAUGGAUUUAUUUAGAGCUAUAGGUUGUAUUAGUGUUGAAUUUUGUGGAAAUCUUGACGAAUCGGUUUUCUCUUUCUUUUUCCUCAUGUCAUGGCUGCUAGAGCUUAUGUAUGCAGUUCUGUCAUUAUACUUCAUAUGUAUUUUUUUUUUUCGGUUUUUGAGAUCUUGGCUUAUUCUUAUUGAAGCUGAAGGAGUUGUCACCGUUUGUUUGUAUACAAAUCUUUUGAUUAUUUUGACACACGGAGUGGUGUAGGGCUCCUUCCAAAUCGCUUCAAGAGAAAUCAAGUGCUGUGGUUAUGGAGGAAGGGUACCGUGGGACUAAUGACACUGAACUCAGACGAAGCGUAUCCAAUGAUCGAACAAGCAGAGCCACUUCUUCAUUAAGGAGGCGGUCCUUAAGUUUAUCACAUGUUCAGCCUUCUCAAAUAGAUGAUGACAAUGAAAGUGAAAGUGUGUCAGAGGCAGGAGAUAUUGGCGAUCGGGCUCUUCACAGCAACAGGCACAGUGAGAGUGGCAGCGUCUGCUUGUUUCCUUCAGAGGAUGUUCAACUGCAAUCCUAUGGAUUCUGGGGUCGUGACCCUGUUGCAUCCAAAGGAAUUUCCCCUGUCACUCCCUUGCCAGAGGAAAUCAUAUCUCCUCUUUCCACUGAUGCGAUGAUAUCCGAGGACCCAACACCCGAAAAUACAAUAAGGUUGCCAAAAUUCUUUGAAUAUGGUUCAUGCAUGACUCAUUUAGCAGUUUUUGGCAUUCUUGGGGUCUUAACGAGAUAUCUUCUGCAAAAAUUGUUUGGCCCUGGACUUGUAGGUGUAACAGGCGACGAAACCAUUCUCUACCUUGAUCUUCCUUCUAAUAUGGUUGGCUCUUUCUUGAUGGGGUGGUUUGGUGUUGUUUUCAAAGGAGAUAUAUCCUAUGUGUCAGAUUAUUUGCUCAUCGGAUUAUCAACUGGUUACUUGGGAAGCCUUACAACUUUCAGUGGUUGGAACCAGAAAAUGGUUGAACUCAGUGUUGAAGGACAUUGGGUUUUUGCUCUGCUCGGCUUUUUGAUAGGUUUGUUUCUUGUGGCCUACUCCAUCAUUUUUGGGGUAGAGACAGCAAGGGGUUUUAGGCAGAUUCUUGAGAGGAACUCAGUCUGUGGUAUUACCAGCUCUAGAAGGAGGUGGAGGGUUGACAGCUACAAGCGUCACUUGGUAGCUUUAGCAGUGUUGUUGCUGAUGCUAAGUUCUCUGUGGAGUAUAGGUGGAAUACAGUUAAGAGAGGAGUUUAACAGUAGCAGCAGCGAGGCGCAACUAUGGUUGGGUUGCAUAGUUGGACCUUUUGGUGUGUGGAUCCGGUGGUUCUUAGCCCGGCUUAAUGGACGUGGAUUAGGAAAGACGGGUUUGUUGAAAUGGGUUCCAUUUGGUACUUUAAUUGCCAAUGUUUCUGCAGCUUGUGUAAUGGCAGCCCUGUCUACUGUGAAGAAAGCAGUGAAUACUAGGACUUGCGACGUUGUUGUAACAGGCAUACAAUUUGGAUUUCUGGGUUGCCUGAGUACUGUUUCUACCUUCAUUGCUGAGUUCAAUGCGAUGAGAGAAAGCAAAUACCCUUGGAGAGCAUACGCAUAUGCCAUGGCUACGAUAUGCAGCUCGUUUGGUUUGGGAAUCCUGAUAUAUUGUGUACCCGUUUGGACAAGGGGAUACAAGUAGUAGCAUGCUCAGGCCAUUGUUUUGAUGUUUAUUCUGUGGUUAUGCCUCGGGGAUCAUGUUCGCCUAACCCGCGCGGUCUUCAGUAGGAUCGAAAACAUGACACCGUGGUGCUUCUUGAGUGUGUGGCAGCGUCUUGCGGGAGAGACACGAAAUAUAUCCUCAUCUAUCUAUCUCCGUCCUCUCGUGACGAUACAGAUGCAUGGGGGGUAUACAUCCCGUUUCAUGUAAAAUCACUCUCUCACUCUAUCACAUCAUACAAAAUCAUCCUAGCCGUUCAAUCUUAAGUCAUCUUUUGAGAUGAUUACACUUGUCAUGAGUUAUGACUCAAUGAAAUCUAAUAUAAGAGACCACAUGGACUAUGA